GUUCCCGUGGCCCGCCUGCCCCCGCCGUGCGGGCUGGCUUAGCCCUGCGCACUGGCAGCGCCGGGAGCCCCGGGCCCGGAGCCCCGGGCCGGCCGCGGCGAUGAUGAAGGGGGUGGUGGGCGGCUCGGUAGCCGCCGUCAUGCAGGAGAGCUUCGGCUGCGCCGUCGCCAACCGCUUCUACCAGCUGCUGGACGACGAGUCCGACCCCUUCGACAUCCUCCGCGAGGCCGAGCGCCGCCAGCAGCAGCGGAAGAAGCGCGAUGAGGCGGCGGCGGCGGCGGCCGCCAGGAGGGCCGGCCCCGGCCCCGGCCCCGGCCCCGGCGGCAGGGCCGGCGCCCCGAGGAGGGAGUCGCAGAAGGAGCGCAAGCAGCCCGAGAGCCCGCCCGCGCCCGCGGCGGCGGCGGCGGCGGCGGCGGCGGCGCAGCCCGGCCAGAAGCGAGCUCCUAAACGGGGAGAACAACAAGGAUGGAAUGACAACAGGGGAACAGAGAUAAAACAAGACAAAUCUGAAUGGAGACCCUCUUUCAGGGAAUAUCGUUCCUAUGAAAUUGAAAGACAAGCGGAAUUCACGGUAGAAAAACCAAUUGAAAGGUUUGACCGUGAAAGGCCAAUACGAGGACGUGGUGGAGGAAGAGGUGGAAUGCGAGGCAGAGGAAGAGGUGGUGGAAUAAGUAGAAAUUUUGAUGGCUUUGACCAAAGAGGAAAAAGGGAAUUUGAAAGACAAAGUGGGAGUGAUAAAACAGGAAUAAGAGCAGACGAGAAAAAGAGUGGAAGUGGAGCUCGCAACUGGGGAACAGUUAAAGAUGAUAUGAGUGAGAUGGAACAGACUGCUCCAAUGGAAGAAACUGCUGAAACAGCUGAGCAACUAGGGGCAUCUGAAGGAGAACCUCUGAACAAAGUUGCUGAAGGGGAGCCAAUGGAAGAAGUAGUUCAAGAAAUGACCUUAGAUGAGUGGAAAACUCUUCAGCAACAGAGUCGACCAAAGCCUGAAUUCAACAUCCGGAAGCCAGAAUCCACUGUUCCUUCCAAAGCAGUGGUGAUACACAAGUCAAAAUAUAGUGAUGAUUUGCAAAAAGACGACUUUGAAGAUGAUUCUCACGUCUUUCGAAGAGCAGUGAAUGACAUAACGUCUCAGCUGGAUAUUAAUUUUGGGAGUCUCCCUCGCCCUGGCCGUGGAUCAAGAGGAGCACGAGGUGGUCGUGGUCGUGGCAGACGAGUUGAGGAGACAGGGCCUCGACCAGAAGUGCAGACUGUUGCUCCAAAUCCUGAUGAUCCUGAGGAUUUUCCUGCUUUAGCUUGAAGGAACUAUUGUGAAUGACAGUAUCUAAAAGUAGCUUUGGCAUAGCUGUGAAGAGACCAAUUUUAUGUUGCUGUGGAAAAAGAAAGUCUGAGUCUACAUGGAAAGCUGAUUUGUUUUUUUCUUUUUGAUGUGAAAUGAUUGCACCCUUGUGCUAUUGGAAGGGGAUUCUGGAGAUACCAGUGGACUGGGAUUCUGUCACAGCUUCCUGUGUCUGCCUCCAUUUACGGAAACUGUGUGAAGGCAUAUGGUACUUUACUACAAGGACUCAAGUGACAUUCAAGAGUACAGUGCUUAAAAUAUGUAUAUAGCAAUUACAUCAAGUUUUCCAGACAGCACAGUGAAAUGUAAGCUGUACAACAUGGUCUGCAAUUGGGACUCUAGUGAUUCACUGUAGUCAACUGAAAGCUGCUUUCCUAUUUCUUUAAGUGAGGUGUACCUUUGCAUACCUUACAUAGUUACGAGUUGCAAUUCUUUGGAGGCUGGCAAAUAAAGGAAAAUGCUCAUUGGUUUGGGUUUGAGGUGUUAUUUUCAGAAGUCAGAGUAGCAGACUGAAGCUUUUGCUGUUUGACAGUAGUCCAAAGAAUGUAAACAGCAAAUGUUACUCACCCAAAACAGUGAUCAUCUCUCUAGAUAGGAGUGAUCUUAAAAUUAAGACAGCACAGACACUUUUAACUGAUAGCUGACUAUCACAAGCCUUGCUUCAGUAACAAGCUGUAAUCUACAACUAAUCUGAAGAUGUUGAAGGUGAAAUGAAAUAAUGAUUUUGAUCUAAAGACAGAACCAAACUGUUAAGGAAACUUUCUGUUUUUAGCAGGAGCAACUACAUGCUAAAACCUCUUGCUUUACCAAGAAGUUUGUGUAACAUUGAGGAUGAAAUGGGAUGGUCCUGUCCUUUCAGCUUUAACAUGAUUUAAUUUGAGUCAGACACUGUAACUCUUUCUCUAUCAAAGAGUAUUCAGAGCCAUUCUCAGGGAUCUGAGAGAAAUGAGUGAAUUGUACCAGAAAUGAUGAGGGAAAGAAAUGAGAGAACUACGCUGGACGUACUGGAAAAGACUAUCAGCCACAAAGGAGUCUUCAAAUUCUUGCUCAACUUGGACGCUGAUUUACUGGGAAAGCAGGAUGAAUAUAGACUUUUUUCUUUUUCGGUUCUCUGCCUCAUUUUGUUUUAUACCAUUUCUUAAUCUCCUUUGAGACUAAAUGGCAGAUGAGGCUUGUGGUGGGGGAAACCUGUUACUUUGCUUUGGAGUAACCUCUAGUAAGAGUGAGACAUGUUUAGAAACUUAAAGAAACUCUUAUCUCGGUGGUAAGGCUUUAUGCAAUUAGGAUAUAAUCCUAGGAAAACCACUGUUUUUUUUUUUCUUUCUUUUUUCUUUUUUUAAUAUGAUCCAUACGAUGUUCGCCCAAACUUAUGUUUGCCCAAAUGGUACUUCUCGUUUUGUUAAAUUCUGCUGUGUGACAGUUUGCUGUAACAUAAGAUUCUAAAUUCCCAAAGGAGGUCAUCCUAAUGGCAUAGUGGUAAUCUGAUAAACUGUAGUAGAAAGGACGUGCAUAAUUAACUGAAAGCAGUGGUAUUAUGGGAACCAAUGCUGUCGUUUCUUGCAUUAUGGAGCUGGAUGAAAUAAUGUAAAGGACUAUUUCAUCUUGUAGGAGCAAGCUACUAUUUGAAAUCAUUGCAAUUUGAGAUUUGUCUGCUGUUGUACUAUUUUUAAAAGUAUCUGUUUCUCCCCAAAAGGGAAUUUUCAUGAUUAUGAAAUAUAAGUAAUCCCCCUAUGGAGCUCUUGGAGCUUUUUGCUCGUUCUUACCCUCCAUGUCCUCUGUUUCCCAAGAGGCAGGACAGAACAAGUCUGACUUUUUUUCUUUUUUCUUUUUUUCCUUUUUUUUUUCCUCCUCAUUUAUCACAUGAGUGCCUGGAGAGCUUCUUUGGAGGACUCAGUUUUGUUUUCCAUCAAAUUUUAAGGUGUAUCUUUUCUUGUUGCCUCUUACCUUACUAACUUUUCUUUUUGCUGAGAAAAAUAAUUAAGUACUUGAAAGCAAACCUUCCUUUUUCUACUGGAAGUCUGAAGCAUGCAGUUGAUCCAGUUCUGACCAUUCUGUGGGAAGGAGUGAAAGGAUCACCUCUGUGUUCCAAAUUUGUACUGCUACUUCAAAGUUGCUGUUUACUGCUCUAACAUUGAUCUGUUUCUUAAAACAGAAUGACAAAUGGGGAACGCUUUAAAGCAGUUGUCCAAGUCUAUUUGUAAAUGAUCUGCUGACCAAAUGGUUUAUUUUAAAAGCUCCUGCUUAAGAAAAAAAAAGUGGGCUGUUUUUAAGACUUUCUGUUUAAUCUGUGGAGUGCCUUUUUUUUUAAGAAGAACGAUAGGAAUGAGGCUUAGGAUGACUGGUUACUCUACAUUAAAUCAAAUGUCUUAGAACAGCUUAGGUGUGACUCUUUUUUUUUUUUUUUUUUUCUUUCCUCAGUGUGCCUUGAGUAUGCCUUGAAAGUUUCCCUAGUUGUUGUUGUUUAAAUAUAGAGAAGAAAUUAUUAAUUAUUAAGUGGUAACAGUGAACCUAUUACUUUGCCUAGCGCUGAAAAAUGAACACCUUAUUAACCUCAAUGUUCUGUCGUAUCCAAGGUUUAGAUCCAAAGUAGCUGAAUCUGUUCUGCACAUGUCUGCUGCCACCAGUGGCUCCUGGUUUAGCCUUACCUUCGGUCAUGUAAACCAAAUGGUAGACAUGUAAAUAUAUUUGUAAAAGCUAAUAAAAUGUGGUAUACCUCUUUGAGAAA
Rhea pennata is the source of this 4064-nucleotide messenger RNA. RefSeq names its product hyaluronan binding protein 4 (gene HABP4). Gene Ontology annotation, molecular function: RNA binding. Gene Ontology annotation, biological process: positive regulation of RNA splicing; positive regulation of translational initiation. The record is from RefSeq and is a predicted model, not a curated record. The coding region runs from base 101 to 1300 and encodes 399 amino acids. Gene Ontology annotation, cellular component: cytoplasm; nucleus. Lineage: Eukaryota; Metazoa; Chordata; Aves; Rheiformes; Rheidae. The transcript is spliced from 8 exons.